Messenger RNA from Menidia menidia (Atlantic silverside), 7316 nucleotides. Lineage: Eukaryota; Metazoa; Chordata; Actinopteri; Atheriniformes; Atherinopsidae. The record is from the annotation of a GenBank genome assembly.
AUGUUGGAACACUCUUCUGAGCUGGCCCUGGUGCAGAGUCUGUAUGCCAACAGCAUGCGCUGUCCCCCCUCUGCGGCUGGGAUCUCUGUCAGGAAUGAGGACCUGCCUAUGAGAGGAAGACGCCCCCUCCCUGCACCUGCUCCGCUUCGUCUUCUCGUCGUCUCGCAGGAGUUGAGCUUCUCGCACUGUGCGGGCGUCGCUUUCUCAUUGUUCGACGUUGUUUUGAGCAUGACUUCGACGUACAACCUGGAUUUCCUCCCUCUUGCCGAGAGUCGGUUAAUGACUUCGAGCGACUCAAUCAACGGCAACGGCAGCAAGAUGAACGGGUCACUGGAGCACUUGGAUCAGCCAGACCCGGAUGCCAUCAAGAUGUUCGUGGGACAGAUUCCUCGCUCCUGGUCAGAAACGGAACUAAAAGAGCUUUUUGAGCCCUUCGGGGCCGUUUACCAGAUAAACAUCCUCCGUGAUCGCACCCAGAAUCCUCCUCAAAGCAAAGGAUGCUGUUUUGUAACUUUUUAUACAAGAAAAGCUGCACUGGAGGCCCAGAAUGCCCUGCACAACAUAAAGACCUUAAGUGGGAUGCAUCAUCCUAUCCAGAUGAAACCUGCUGACAGUGAGAAAACUAGUGCCGUAGAAGACAGAAAACUCUUUAUUGGAAUGGUUUCAAAGAAAUACGGCGAGAACGAGGUCAGAAUGAUGUUCUCGUCUUUUGGACAGAUCGAAGAGUGUCGAAUCCUCCGCGGACCAGAUGGUCAAAGUAGAGGCUGUGCGUUUGUCACAUUUGCUACCAGGGCAAUGGCACAGAAUGCAAUCAAAACCAUGCAUCACUCUCAAACUAUGGAGGGCUGCUCCUCUCCUCUGGUGGUGAAGUUUGCGGACACGCAGAGAGAUAAAGAGCAGAGGCGCCUGCAGCAGCAGCUGGUGCAGCAGAUUCAGCAGCUGAACAGCGCCUCCACCUGGGGAAACCUGGCCGGGCUGGGCACCCUCACACCACAGUACCUGGCUUUACUUCAGCAGGCCACAUCAACCAGUAACCAAGGCAGUUUCAACAGUAUUCAGAGGCUAGGAGCCGGUGUGAAUCCUCUCCAGCUGCAGAACUUGGCCACAUUGGCUGCGGCUGCAGCUGCAGCUCAGGGUUCUGGGAGCCCAGCUUCCACCAACGCCCUGUCCGCAAACAGCGGAGCCUUAGGAGCUCUGGCCAGCCCAGGUGGGUCGACAGCAGGCUCCAGUGCCGGCGCUGCCAUGAACACCUUGGCAUCUCUGGGCACGCUGCAGGGCCUCACUGGUACUUCGAUGGGCCUCAACAGUCUCAAUGCUCUCACCAGCAGCGUCAGUGGAAUGGGGGCCAUGAAUGGUGGCUUGGGAGCCUCCAUGGCCAACGGCUCUGCUGCCAGCUCCAUGGACGCACUGACCCAGGCCUACUCAGGGAUGCAGCAGUACACAGCCUCCGCCCUGCCCUCCCUCUACAGCCAGUCCCUGCUGCAGCAGAGCGUGGCUGGCAGUCAGAAGGAAGGGCCAGAGGGCGCCAACCUGUUCAUCUACCACCUGCCGCAGGAGUUCGGGGACCAGGAUCUUCUGCAGAUGUUCAUGCCUUUUGGAAACGUGGUCUCUGCCAAAGUCUUCAUCGACAAACAGACCAAUCUGAGCAAGUGCUUUGGGUUUGUCAGCUAUGACAAUCCUGUGUCUGCACAAGCUGCCAUCCAGGCCAUGAACGGCUUCCAGAUAGGAAUGAAGAGGUUGAAGGUUCAGCUGAAGCGUUCCAAGAAUGACAGCAAACCCUACUGAUCCUAGCCUGGGGUCUUCCCCCCUCCCCAGCUCUAAUGCUAGCACUGCUAGGGUAAGUUCACCCUCCAGCCAAGGUCACCACAGCAGAGACUCAGUGGGUCAAAGGGGAAGGAGCCCGACACAGGAAGAGGGAGACUGACCCUUUUCCCUUAAAAUUAAAAAAGAAAAAGAAAAAAAAGGUUGCAAUGAUCUUUCCACAUUUUGCUGUAUUUCAUUCCUGCGGUUUUAUCAUAUACUUUGAAUCUGACUAAAUAUUUUAAUGUAUAUGAUUAUUUAUGACUAUCACUGGAGUCAGUGUUCGCUGGAGGUAUUUUGUGUCACUGUAUUUUUGUGGAGAGCAUCGAGUGUGUUUCCAUGCCACUUCAUUGCCUUCAUGUCAAGCUAGACAGGUUGACUAAGGAUCAGUCGUAGUGUUUAAAGGGCUGAAGCCAAGCCACACGGACCCUGAGCCCAGAGCUUCAACCUGCACUUGGCUUUUCACUCGUAGUCUGUCUGAUUCGUAUCAUCGUUCAUGUGAAUCUUUUGCAGUCCUCCACUCUUCAGUCUUUCGUCCACUCCUCCUCUCUGUCUCCCCACUCUUUCUCUGUUCUCUUUCAUUACCUAAGCCAUGUUGAGCUAGGCUACCUCUCUGUCUCUCUAUUAACAACCUCCUCCAGUCAUUCCAUCCAUCCUCCAAGUCUCCCACAAGGGACUGGCUCUAGAUGGAUCUGUUUGGGUGCCAAGUAUACAGUAUGUGCAUGUCAGUCUGCCAUAUGUCCUGGUUGUGUCACUUCCUUAAAUCUGUGUAUCGUUUUUCCUGUGUCGGGAUAGGGGCAGCGUUGACCCCACUGUCCUUACUGUGUAUGUGGUGACUGGCAUUAUUUUUGUUGGUUUUUGUGCCUCAUGGCUAAACGAUUCUUGUGCUGUGCCCCUAACUUUCUCUUCUCUCCUCUUUGUUCUGUCUCUCCUCUCUCUUCGUGUUUUUGUUCCUUUUUAGAACAAAUCUCCAUGCCUGUUUGCUCAUCAUUAGCCUAGCAUGUCUUCAUGGUGUUGAAAGCCAAGCCAAACCCCCCCUGGCCUCAUCAUCCCACCAUUGUCUGUGAUGUCUCUCUAAGCUCGCCUGACCAAUACCUGGCCACCCACUGACCCUGACCUUAGCUCAACCUGAUUUUUCUGCAUGUAUAUUCAUUUGUUUUCUUUUUGCUUUGUUUCUGUAUAGAAAUGUGACUGGCAGGAGAGAGGUCAAAUCAAUGUGAAAACUUACUGCGUUGAAUUCAUUUAAUGAGAUUUUUUUUUUCCUUUUUUGGCGAAUGUUUUAAAAACCUGUGGGAUUUCUUACUUUUAAUUUAGCUUUUUUUAUGUUGCUUUCAUUUUACCUCUCUCAGUAAAGUUCACUUGAAAGUUGAAUACAGGGAUUGGCACACAGCUGUGCUUCUUGGUGCCAUUAGCAAUAUGUUGGCUUCUUAAAGGAAAAAAAAUGCUACAGACCACUUUCCAACACUUUUGAAAGUCUGACCAGGAAAAUCCCUCUCAGUGAUCUGUAUCGAUCUCUACAUUAUUUGGGCAAUGUGAAUACAUUUACACCAAGGCUAUUUAAAAUACGUUUUCCUUUCAUUUACAAAAUUAUCCAGUGUAUUUACUUUUUUUUUUAAACUAUUGAUGGCACAAUACAAGGUACAUUUGCUCUAUUGAGAAAUGACUACCUACACGAGUCAACUUUUUUAGAACUGAUUCACAAAUAGACAAUCUGUGGUUUAAAUGCACACUUAGAUUACCUAUAUUUUAUACCAUUGAAUCUAUAGAAGUUUAACUAACAGGACCCAGGCACAACUUUGGGUUUUUUUGUAGAUUUAUGUUGUACGUCAUCUGUGUUUUUUUUGGGGGGGCUGGGUCUUAAGUGUAUUACAUUUUUAGAGGACUAAAAAAAAUCAGUUCGAUCAAUGUGACUGUUCGUGGGUCAUUUCUAUUAAAUCUAAAGAAGUAAAAAAACAAAAAAAAUCCUCUUCAUUAAAUAUAAAUCUUGACUUAUGGUUUAAGAAGAAAAAAAACUUUUUUUUUUUAAGGUCACAUUUUGAGGCAAAGCGUUUUCCUGCGUUUAAGAAGUGUUCAACUUCCAUGGUACGUCUCGUUGACUUUCCGUGAAUUUCACAUUACUAAUUUAAUUACUGGAUGUUUCACUUUGGUUCAGUUUGGAUGCCUCAUGUUGAAAGAUGAUUUACAAUGUUUGUUAAUCAUGCAGAUGCUAGACAAUGUUUUGUUUCUGUUCUGUUGUUGAAGUGCCCAUGUGUCGAACUCUGUUUAUUUUUUUGUUUUUUUUCUCUUUACACAUACACACACAGCCACUCACACCACUUAGCGUGGUCGCACACGUGGGAGCCCCUGAAGAGAAGAUCACUCGGACACAACACAACCUGUGGGUCUCUGCACAUUUUAGACACAUUUUCCUUUUUGUUUUUUUUAAGUGGCUUUCUGCGUCAAAUUUCAGUUGAACACAUCGCACAGCACGCUUAAAAUGACUAAACCCACCACAGUAGUGUUGGUUUACAAAUACAUUCCAUUAUUCAGCACAAAGUUUACACUUUUUUUAUCGGGGUGGCUUUUUCUCUGAGCUACAAGUCGUUGAGACAACCCUGGUUUAAAAAAGAAAAGAAAAAAACAAAACACCCCAAAGAAGGGUUCCCAAAAACUGCUCACCUGGUGGCGCUAAAGAGCUGUCAACUCAGGGUUUAUUUUUUUGUUGUCUUUUUUUCCCCCCCUCCCCUCUCGUGUGUGUCUGAAACUUGACACUCACACCGAAUCACGACACAAAAUGCACAAUUUUCACCAUUUGACCUUCUCAGUUUGGAUGUUUUUUUCUUCCUCCUUUUUCUCAAAACCCAUAAAUGUUCCAGGAAAAAAAAAAGAAAAAAAAAGAAAGGUACCAAAUUUGAAACAGUGCUCAAGGGAAGUAUUAUAGUUUUGUAAGGAAAUGUUAAGCACAAUUGUGGGAGCUGAUCACUUUUGCAGAAUGUGGUGUGUGUGAUUUUGAUCCCCAAAUUUUCAAGGUACCGCUGAUUUUCUCUUUUAAUAUGGGCAUGUGCUUUUUACAGUGUGUUUUUUCUAUCCAAAUGCAAUACAAUAUUCAAAGUGCCAUAUAUACGUCUAGAAACUGCCUACACAUUCUUAUUAGGCCUUGGUUUAGAGAUUGCUGCAGCCCCCCCCUCCCCGUUUUUUUUUCUAUUUAUGCCAGUGUCAUGAAAGCUCUUGUUACCUGCUAAUAUCCCCCCCCCUCCCUCUACUUUGUGUGUUGAGUUAUUGGUAAAUGUGUAUUGUGAUGUACUCCAUUUGAAAAGUUGGUUUUAAGCAAAAAAAAUAAGAAAAAACUGUAGAUAAAACAAUAAACUUCCCAAUACGUUUGAAGGGUAAACGUCUCUCUUAGUGAGUGCGCACAUGUGUACGGCCAACAUCUGGUGUGAUCAGUUCAGCUGGGAGUUUCUCUUUGAAUUGAAGUUUAAAAAUUCGAGCCUAAAUAAAGCCCAAGAAAUUUCAGCCGGGUCGCCAUGUUAAAAUCUCAAAGGGAAUUAAAACAUUUCAAAAAGUCAGGCAGGUUUGUGGUGAGGCAUUUGAUGGCUACGGGGUAUUAGAGAGUUUCAAAGUCACAGCAGUCCCAACAGGAAAUCGACUCACUUCAGGGGCUUCCAUCACAAAUCUAGAUCAGCUCUAAUAAUCACUUUGACUCCUCUGUUUCUCAUUCUGAAGUGCUACUUUUGAACGUGUUAGCUUUGCAUCUCUAUAUAGUCUUGAACCUAUUUUAAAAACAAAAAAACAAACAAAAAAAAAAGCAUUUUCUUCUCUGAUAAUAGGACUUCGGACUUUGGAUAGUAGGACUUUGUUCCCGUUCCAGCAGUCAUUUAGUAAACGUCUUGUCUUGAGGAAAGCCAAAGUGAGUGCAUCUUGGUGUGAUCCGUAUUAUUCACACAGUACAGUUUAUUUCUGUUCAGUCUAUAUCAAGUUUUCUUUGUUUUUUUUCAAAGUGGGUGGGAUUUGAAGAGCAAGGAGGGGUUAGAAACAGAAUUAUACACAGGUUGUCCAAUUUCUACAACUGGUUGUUCAUAUGUAUUUUGUACCAGUGAAGCUUUUUAUAUUGGAUAUUAAAGAAAAAAGAAAUUAUAUUGGGAAAAGAAUUGUCCGGCUUCUCAAUGCAGCCUUGCCUUGACCGGAUCUCAAGUUUGGACUCUUGGUUGUCGAACAAAUCAAAAAAUGUUUUUUUUCCUGCUUUUGCCUCUGAAAGAUGCCUGAUUUUGAUUUAACUUGGAUCUCCACGUGUUCCUCACUUCAUUAAUCAGUUUCGGGGAGGGUUGGGAUCGUCUAAGUUGUGGUAAGUUUCAUGUUGGUAGUUGUGGUGUCCACAUGAUUCGGUAGUCAGACUUUUUUUUUUUUUGACGACUUGUGUGGAUAAUUGUCUAAGUUGAAAAAUUAAUUGUUUAGUUUGAGCCUUGCUUUUCUUUGUGUAGUUUUCCAUAUAGCGGAGUGUGUAGCUGAAAGACUCUGUUCUUUUGUUUUUUUGUUUUGUUUUUUUUAUCAAUGUUUGUUUGUGUGGUGUGUUUCUUUGCCUCUGUCUCUGAAUUAAACCAUUUCCCCUAAUAUUGACCGUGUCUGUGUGUGUGUGUGUGUUUGUGCGUGCUUGUCCAGUGUUGUAGCAUUUUUUUGCAAACCCCCCCAGUGUGUCAUGUCUCUGUGUUUCUCUUUGCUGUGGCAUUCAGUAGCUGUUACAUGGGCUCUGCAUUUGGCUGGUUCUAAAAAUAUGUGAAGCUGUCGACCUGGAGUGUAUUUACGGUUGUGAGAAUUGUAAAUGAAGACACGAGAAGAGCAGUUUGCUCAGCUUUAGUUUAAAAUCUGACCAUUUUAUCAUUUGGAAAUCUUGUAAACUUUUAUCACUUUAGAUUGAUCAGGUGGGAUUGAAAGCAUUGGACAUUUUGGAUUGAAUGAGCAUUGAUUACCGAGUCCGUAUUGUUGAAGCCUCUGUCAAAAUAUAAUUUCUUUAGAUAAAACAAGACAGUGGGGAGGUGAGUUUAACUACAGAGUUUUCCAUCACAUCUGUCAAAAAGUUGCUCUAAAACCGCGGCACAUCGUGGAGUUUGCCUUGGCUGGUCUUGAAAACACUCCAUGAGUGGAAAGCCCAACUGUAUCUCAACCCAUUCUGAUUAUUCCUAUUGAGAUAUUCAAAUAUUUCCAUAAAAUCUCAACAUAUGAUACAGCUCCUCAUUUUUUAAAACUCUUUUUAAAAUGAAAAACAAUUUUUUUCUCAAGUUUCCAGCGGCCAUGCCAGUGAUGCAGUGGUGACAUCAUUUGAGAGAGAACAACUUAAAAAGUUGGAAUUGACGGCUGCUACUAUAAAGGAUUAAUAUCUACAUGCUAGAGGGGUGACUAGUUCAUUCAUUUGAAUUAAAGCCUUAGAAUGACUUUGCACAGUAUUUUACAGUGAUGACCCCCCUCCUCCAUGUUUACCCUGAAAGACUCAGCUGGGGUGUUCUUUUAAUAGCCAAUCCUGUGACUGCCCUGCAGCCGGCUUG